Saccharomycodes ludwigii is the source of this 468-nucleotide messenger RNA. RefSeq names its product DNA-directed RNA polymerase III subunit RPC17 (gene RPC17). Lineage: Eukaryota; Fungi; Ascomycota; Saccharomycetes; Saccharomycodales; Saccharomycodaceae. The record is from RefSeq and is a predicted model, not a curated record. The transcript has a single exon. The coding region runs from base 1 to 468 and encodes 155 amino acids. Gene Ontology annotation, cellular component: RNA polymerase III complex. Gene Ontology annotation, biological process: transcription initiation at RNA polymerase III promoter. Gene Ontology annotation, molecular function: nucleotide binding.
AUGAAAAUAGAGUCUGUUAGAGAAUCCUUUUUAUCGGAUUAUGAAGUAUAUACAUUUUUAAAAGAUUUACAACGAAAAAAUGGAUGGUUGUAUGUUGAAAAUAAAAAAAACCAUAAUAAUCGAAACAAAUAUUCUUAUAACAACCCUGAAUUAGAAAGUAUUACCAAGAAUGUUGUGGAUUAUUUAGCCACACCUAAGUCAAUGAACCCGGACGAAGAAGACCAAUCUAAUAGCGGAUCUACCAGUGGCACGGACAAUUUGCUUAAGUUUACCAAUGAUAAAUUUAUAAAAUUAUUGCAAAAGUUGAACUGUUAUAAAUUGUAUAAAAUUGAGAAAUUGCAAUUAGUUAAUCAAUUACCUACAAAUUUUGUUCAUUUGUAUAGUAUUAUAGAGGAAUGUGAUAGUAGAUUUAGUGAACAAGAGAUUGAGCAGAUAUUGACAGAUAUUAAAGAAGUGAUUAGUACGUAA